This is a messenger RNA of Carlito syrichta (Philippine tarsier), 4897 nucleotides long. It is a transcript of the gene PDE4B, whose product is annotated as phosphodiesterase 4B. The coding region runs from base 841 to 3006 and encodes 721 amino acids. Lineage: Eukaryota; Metazoa; Chordata; Mammalia; Primates; Tarsiidae. Gene Ontology annotation, biological process: signal transduction. The transcript is spliced from 15 exons. The record is from RefSeq and is a predicted model, not a curated record. Gene Ontology annotation, molecular function: transmembrane transporter binding; 3',5'-cyclic-AMP phosphodiesterase activity. Gene Ontology annotation, cellular component: perinuclear region of cytoplasm; cytosol; nucleus.
CUUGGGGGGAUGAACCAAAUCCAAUGUUUUCCUGCUCACUGACAUUUUUUAUAUUGAUGCUGUUUGGGGUCUUCUGGAGAAGGAAGGCAGGAAGAAAACUUCAGCAAAUCAGCUCUUUCAUUCAGAAAUGGAAUUCAAAAGGCUGCUUUAGCUAGACGUUUUGACAAACCCUGAUUUCAUCAGUUUUUACUGCGACGAGGACAGUAGCCUCACAAAUUCUGUGACAAGUGAUGAGGGGGAAACAGAGUGCAGUUGUUUAAAUAAUCCUGGGCCAAUAGCGGUUGGUAGGUGGAGUUACUGUUGUAUGCAUUACAGAGCAAGAUAAUUCUGAAUGAAGACUUUAAAUAUUACACAUGCUGGAUGGAUUCUGGUUCUGUUCUUUAUGCAAACAAAACAAGGGACUAGGUGACUAGGUUUUGCUUACUAUCCGUUAGUGAAUGCAGCUUGUCUGAUAAGAUUUUGUUUUUAAAACAUGUAAAGGAUUUAUCGGAAGCCCUUAUGAAUAUUUCAUGAGUUGAUAUAUUCAGCUGAAUGAAUUCAGUGAGUGUCAGUGUGUAGCUUGCAGACAAACCUCAUCCACAAGGAGGCUACUGACACUGGAAGCACUUUGGCGCAUUUUCAGAGGCAAAGCCAGCCUGAUAAAGCUCCUUGUGACAGCCCGACUUGCCAUUCUUCCAGUAUGCUGUUCUUGCGGUAAGCAGCUCAUACGUUGGAGUUCCAGCUCCCUAAAUUAAACUGCAAAGAGUUUGCAGACUUAUCAGCCUCCUGACCUGCAGCAGUGUCCGGGCUAUGUUUGAGGUUUUUGUUUUGGAUGGUGAAAGCUAGCACUCCUCACAAGACAUGACAGCAAAAGACUCUUCCAAGGAACUUACUGCUUCUGAAUCCGAGGUUUGCAUAAAGACUUUCAAGGAGCAAAUGCACUUAGAACUUGAGCUGCCGAGACUGCCAGGAAACAGACCCACAUCUCCCAAAAUCUCUCCACGCAGUUCACCGAGGAACUCACCAUGCUUUUUCAGAAAGUUGCUGGUGAAUAAAAGCAUUCGGCAGCGACGCCGCUUCACUGUGGCUCAUACAUGCUUUGAUGUGGAAAAUGGCCCUUCCCCAGGCCGGAGCCCACUGGACCCCCAGGCCAGCUCCUCUUCCGGACUGGUGCUUCACGCCACCUUUCCCGGGCACAGCCAGCGCAGAGAGUCAUUUCUCUACAGAUCAGACAGUGACUAUGACUUGUCACCAAAGGCGAUGUCAAGAAACUCUUCGCUUCCCAGUGAGCAACAUGGAGAUGACUUGAUUGUAACUCCUUUUGCCCAGGUCCUUGCCAGCUUGCGAAGUGUGAGAAACAACUUCACUGUACUGACAAACCUUCAUGGAACAUCUAACAAGAGGUCCCCAGCUGCUAGCCAACCUCCUGUCUCCAGAGUCAACCUGCAAGAAGAGUCGUAUCAGAAAUUAGCGAUGGAAACGCUGGAGGAAUUAGACUGGUGCUUAGACCAGCUAGAGACCAUCCAGACCUACCGCUCUGUCAGUGAGAUGGCCUCUAACAAGUUCAAAAGAAUGCUGAACCGGGAGCUGACACACCUCUCAGAGAUGAGCCGAUCAGGGAACCAGGUGUCUGAAUACAUUUCAAAUACUUUCUUAGACAAGCAGAAUGAUGUGGAAAUUCCAUCUCCCACCCAGAAAGACAGGGAGAAAAAGAAAAAACAGCAGCUCAUGACCCAGAUAAGCGGAGUGAAAAAAUUGAUGCACAGCUCAAGCUUAAACAAUACAAGCAUCUCACGCUUUGGCGUCAACACGGAAAAUGAAGAUCACCUGGCCAAGGAGCUGGAAGAUCUAAACAAAUGGGGUCUUAACAUCUUCAAUGUGGCUGGAUAUUCACACAACCGGCCCCUGACGUGCAUCAUGUAUGCAAUAUUCCAGGAAAGAGACCUCCUAAAGACAUUCAAAAUCUCAUCUGACACGUUUGUGACCUACAUGAUGACUUUAGAAGACCAUUACCAUGCUGACGUGGCGUAUCACAACAGCCUGCAUGCUGCCGACGUAGCCCAGUCCACUCAUGUUCUCCUUUCCACGCCAGCGUUAGACGCCGUCUUCACGGAUUUGGAAAUCCUGGCUGCCAUUUUUGCAGCUGCCAUCCAUGAUGUUGACCAUCCUGGAGUCUCCAAUCAGUUUCUCAUCAACACGAAUUCAGAGCUUGCUUUGAUGUAUAAUGAUGAAUCCGUGUUGGAAAACCAUCACCUUGCUGUGGGUUUCAAACUGCUGCAAGAAGAACACUGUGACAUCUUCAUGAAUCUCACCAAGAAGCAGCGUCAGACACUCAGGAAGAUGGUUAUUGAUAUGGUGUUAGCAACUGAUAUGUCUAAACAUAUGAGCCUGCUGGCAGACCUGAAGACCAUGGUAGAAACGAAGAAAGUUACAAGUUCAGGUGUUCUUCUUCUGGACAACUAUACUGAUCGUAUUCAGGUCCUUCGCAACAUGGUACACUGUGCAGAUCUGAGUAACCCCACCAAGUCCUUGGAAUUGUAUCGGCAAUGGACGGACCGCAUCAUGGAGGAAUUUUUCCAGCAGGGAGACAAAGAACGGGAGAGGGGAAUGGAAAUUAGCCCCAUGUGUGAUAAACACACAGCCUCUGUGGAAAAAUCCCAGGUUGGCUUCAUUGACUACAUUGUCCAUCCGCUGUGGGAGACCUGGGCCGAUCUGGUUCAGCCCGAUGCUCAGGACAUUCUAGAUACAUUAGAAGAUAACAGGAACUGGUAUCAGAGCAUGAUACCCCAGAGUCCCUCCCCACCCCUGGAGGAGCAGAACAGGGACUGCCAGGGUCUGAUGGAGAAGUUUCAGUUUGAACUGACGCUCGAAGAAGAGGAUUCCGAGGGACCUGAAAAGGAGGGGGAGGGGCACGGCUACUUCAGCAGCACAAAGACACUUUGUGUGAUCGAUCCAGAAAGCAGGGAUUCCCUGGGAGAGACUGACAUAGACAUUGCAGCAGAAGACACGUCCCCGGUUGACACAUAAUCCCCCUCUCCAUGUGGAGAUGAACAUUCCACCCUUGACGAGCAUGCCAGCUGUGUGGUAGGGCCAGCCCGCCAUGGGGGCCGAGGCCUGCACGGGACGAGGGCCACCUGGCCUUUCCAGUUACUUGAGUUUGGAGCCAGGACACAAGACCAUGAAGCACGUAGCAGCUCAGGAGAUUCCCACGGUUGGCUUGCCUUGCUCGCAAGCUUGGUGGCGUGCUGAGGCUUUAUGUGUUAUGGAGGCCGGUUCUGAUCAUGACUGAGUGGCUUGAAAAUGGAAGACACCAAACUGAGAGAUUGUUCUGCACUAAGUUUCGGGAACCCAUCCCUGCUAGUGACUGAACUCACUGACUAAUAACUUCAUUUAUGAAUCUGCUCACCUGUCCCUUUGUCUGCCAACCUGUGUGCCUUUUUUGUAAAACGUUUUCACAUCUUUAAAAUGCCUGUUGAAUACCUAGAGCUUAGUAUCAACUCCUAUACAGACAAGCAGUCAAAGUUGACAUGGACUUUUUUGACCGUUUCUGGGGGGAAAAAAAAGGAAAGAAAAUGGUCUUCCUUCUUUCUUGGGCAAUAUUUUUCACUUGACUGCAGUUACUUUUGCAAACAGGCAGAAAGGGUGCAUGUCUGACCACAUCCUACUUCCUUCCCCAGCUGUCCAACCCGACACCACAGCUGCUGUUAGAACUUAUCUCUGUUUGCUUGCUCCAAACAGUAUUUUGUUCUCCUCUGGAGUUUCACCUUUUUGCUGCACACACAAUGAAGUUGAACAAACGAGGGGUUAGGAAGGGGCAGUUGUGUUGUGCACCAUAAGAGUCUGCGUGGAACUCAGAAGUGUGCCCCGCCUGUCGUGUCCUGGACCCAUCUCUGGGACAGUAUGGUCCCCUGUCCUGUCCCCUCCUACCCGCUUCACUGCUGUUUUGAUGUCACGCUGCCGUCUUGCUCUUGUACUGCCUCUGCGCUAACACUUCUGCUCCUGUUUAUAACCAUGUAUUUAUUACUUAAUGUAUAUACUGUAAUGUUUUGUAAGUUAUUAAUUUAUAUAUCUAACAUUGCCUGCCAAUGGUGGUGUUAAAUUUGUGUAGAAAACUCUGCCUAAGAGUUAUGACUUUUUCUUGUAACGUUUUGUAUUGUGUAGUCUAUAAAUGUCACUUCAGAGAGACAUACAGCCCCCUUGGCAGUGAGGACGAGGUGGGCCGCUUCCUUGCCUGAGUUGCUAAUACUAAACCACCUUUUAUGAACCCGUUUUGGAAACAGGAUUCUCACAUUAGAUACUAAAAUGAUUUAUACUCAGCUUUUACUUUUGUUUAGAUGGAUUGGGGCUGGGGGCAGUGGACAUGGUUUUCUCCCAUGUUCUAUCCAAAUCUGUGUAGCCAUGACUUGGGUUAUAACUGGGCUCAGCUGUCAUCGUGACUACAAAAGCGACACGACAUUGGCUCACAGAUGAUUCUUCUGAGUGUUCCCAAACUACUGGCUUUGAGCGAGCCUCCUGCCAGCCCUGAAGCAGGAAUAUCAUGUUCAAAUUCAUCACAAAAGAAAACAAUAGAAUAAUGUGAAUUUUUAUAAUAAAAUGUGAACUGAUGUAGUAAAUUAUGGGAAUGUGAAGCUUCUUCUGAUAACACUUGUUAGACCUCUUACCAGUGUCAGUUUCAGUUUGUGAAAUGUGUUUCCUGCUUUCAGUUCAGCAUUGUGACUCCAUAGUUAAGAAAAUGGCACAAAUGUGCAUGACCAAUGGGCUUGUAUGUCUAUGAACACUGCGUUGUUUCAGGUGGACAUUUUAUCGCUCUCAAACGUUUCUCACAAUGUAUGUUAUAGUAUUAUUAUAUAUUGUGUUCAAAUGCAUUCUUAAGAAACUUUUAUAUGAGGUGAAUAAACAGAAGCAUGAUUAGACUGUA